Ornithorhynchus anatinus (platypus) is the source of this 753-nucleotide messenger RNA. RefSeq names its product neurogenin 2 (gene NEUROG2). NCBI's taxonomy places the organism in Eukaryota, Metazoa, Chordata, Mammalia, Monotremata, Ornithorhynchidae. Gene Ontology annotation, molecular function: protein dimerization activity. The transcript has a single exon. Bases 1 to 753 code for a protein of 250 amino acids. The record is from RefSeq and is a predicted model, not a curated record.
AUGCCGGUCAAGCCGGAGAGCCUGGAGCUGAAGGAGGAGGAGGCCGUGCUGCUGCUGCUGGGCCCGGCGUCGUCCAGCGAGGAGGACGAGGACGAGGAGGACGAGGGGGCGGCCAGGGGGGCGGCGGCCGGGCCCGUGGCGACGGCGGCGGCGGCGGGCGAGGGACCCCGCCAGGCGUCGCGACUCCUGGGCUGGCGACACGAGUGCCAGCGUCGACCGGCCCGGGCCCGGGGCGCCAAGACGGCCGAGACGGUGCAGAGGCUGAAGAAGACCAGGCGGCUGAAGGCCAACCACCGCGAGCGCAACCGCAUGCACCACCUCAACGCGGCGCUGGACGCUCUGCGGGACGUGCUGCCCACCUUCCCCGAGGACGCCAAGCUGACCAAGAUCGAGACGCUGCGCUUCGCCCACAACUACAUCUGGGCGCUGACCGAGACGCUGCGCCUGGCCGACCAGGGCGGGGGGGGCAGCCUGGCCGGCUCGGGGGUCGCGGGGUCAGGGGUCACGGGGGCCGAGGCCCUGCUGCUGGCCGGCUGCGGUGACAGCCCUUCCCCGGCCUCCACGUGGAGCUGCACCGACAGCCCUUCCUCCUCCUCCUCUUCCUCCUCCUCCUCCUCCUCUUCCUCCUCCUCCCCGUACAGAUGCACUUUAUCUCCGGCCAGUCCCGCCGGCUCGGCCUCGGACAUGGACUUCUGGCCUCCGGACGCGCACGGCUACCGAGCGGCCCAUCGGCCGGCCCGGGAUGGCCUCUGA